This is a messenger RNA of Marchantia polymorpha subsp. ruderalis, 5560 nucleotides long. Lineage: Eukaryota; Viridiplantae; Streptophyta; Marchantiopsida; Marchantiales; Marchantiaceae. The record is from the annotation of a GenBank genome assembly.
CGUUCCUGUUCCGACUGGUCCAUUGAGUCUCGGGUCUUCCGAUCGCCUCUCUUUCUGCUCCCGCUCGACCUACAGGCAGACAGAGUGACCUAUGUAAUGUAUGUAUGCAAUUGGCGAUUGAUCCAUCUUCUCCUUUGCCUUCCCGGGCAUCGCAGUCGGAUGCGCUUUCUUUGCAGCACCACCAAAGCCUUUUUCCGCGCGGGUCCCACUCAUUCACUUACAGACGAAAUUGUUUGCACAAGUCGGGGACUCGGGGCCGUGCAGGUGAGGAGUUUUUGCGGCAAUUCCUCGACAGCCUGCUCUUUCUUUCUCCUUUUUUUUUCGGUUGUUUCUCUGGUGCAAGCGCUGAGAGGGAGCGAGAGAGAAGUAGAGUUGUGGCACACUUGCCCGCCCUGCUGAGAGUGAGUUGCGAGAGGAAGCGAAGACCUAAUAUACAAUCCAUCUUUUCGGUUCCGGAGAAAGAAGAGAAGCGAAGCGAGCAGGUUGCAGAGAGGAGAGUGAGGGGGAGAUAGAGAGAGGGAGAGAGGGACGGAAAGCAGGAAGGGAGGGCGGGUGUAGGGAGGGGAAGGGAAGGGAAGGGAAGGAAAGGAAAGGGAUGAAGAAGAAAAUCGAUUGAGUGGAAGUGGUUAUUUUUUGGGGUCAUGAGUUUCCAAGAUUCAUCCUUUGGAGGAGUACAUCUUUUUCUUCAAUUGUCGGAUUUCAUCAAGAAGCCAGUGACAGGGCCUGUGAAUCGAUAAAGCGCGUGCUGGAGUCAGUGUGUAGGCCAUUGUGCUUUGUUGUGUGUAACAUGGAUUGCCAGGUCUCAUCCUCAUCGUCAUCGUCAGCUAGCUUUGAUUUGAUAGCGUGAUUUUCAUGCUAUGAACUGCAACUCCUCCUUCGUGUCCAUACCCGUAUCUGGAGAGGGCGAACUGCAAUCUACGUCCCGAUGGUAGAUAGAAAUGCCUGUGAUGCCACUUUGCUCCAGAGGGCCCUCUUUAGGCCUGCAGCGACAAUCUUCACCUCGUCCCCCGCCAAUUAUGCGUUGGUAUCGCGGAGUGAAUUGAAGGAAGUUAAUGGUUAUCUCAACAGGAAUUGGAUGUGGCAACCCAUUGGAUCUGCUGAAACAGAACGCAAAAUGGGGAAAUUAUGGUGAGCCGGCCUUUUGCAUGUACCCAGUCUUUCUACCCUUUGCCCACGGAUCGAGAGUCGCCAGAUGGACGAUUACAUGUACACUUGUUUCGAAAGUCGAUGUUGGAUGGAUUGUGGACGGACGACUGUUCUUGGCACCUACUAGUUAAACCCUUCCUCUCCUCUUGAACGAAGUACACGCAGAGCAUGCUGGGGCGCAUCCCUAGAUUAGUACAUUAGGGAGCGUUCCGUGCACGGUCAAUUUUGAUGGAGGCGGGCUUGCAGAUACUGAAGAGAUGGACCAUCAAGGCGCCUCAUGCGACAGCAGAGAGGCCUCCGGAUAAACAAGAAAAGAAAAAGACUCAACAGAGUCCUGCCGAUGUUGAUAUGGAGGGCAGUAAAAGCUCGGACGGAGGCGAUAAGGGGAGUGAGAGCCCACCGAGCCAAUCUGAUACUCCAAAGGAAACAGAGUCACCGAGAUUCCAAGCACUUCUGCGGAUGACCGGAGGGCCAAGGAAGAAGAAACUCGGAAAUGACAUCAAAAGUUACUCUCAUGAAUUGGAUCCGAGGGGAGUUCGAUCACAUGACUACUGGAGGUCGCAUAGUUUCAAUGACUUGGAGAAAUUUCUUGGGGCGUUGCGAGCAAGAUUUAACUCUGCCAAGGAGGAAGUCAACAGUGAACUCGAGGUCUUUGCGGGGGAUCUGGUCGAGAUUCUGGAGAAAAAUGCUGAUCAACCGCCCAAAUGGCAAGAACAGACAGAAGAUUUACUGGUAUUGGCUCGCCAGUGUGCCCUAAUGUCUUCUCAUGAAUUCCGGAAGCACUGUGAAAGUAUCGUGCAGGAACUUGAUGACAAGCGUCAAAUGCUACCCAUGGGAAUACUUAAGCAGCUGCACACGCGAAUGCUCUUUAUUCUCACUCGGUGCACACGUCUGUUACAAUUUCAAAAGGAAAAUGGCUUGGAAGAAGAAGUUCCCACCCACAAGUCACAUCAGCUAACUAAAACGCCUCAACCUCUGGGUCCAUCUCUGGACAGGGCAUGGACUAUGAGGAACAACGAGAACAACAAGAAACAGAAAGAGAAGGGGAAAGGGAAAGUGAAAGUGGUCUCAGACUUUUCACCGCUUAAGGAACCUUUGAAAGAGAAGACACCAAAUUCGUCACCUCCCGUCCCUAUUCUAGAUGCGAAGAAGAGCUCAGGGAAAGGAGAGGAUGAAGGGACGACAUCUGGUAGCACAAAAAAUGGGAAGGUUAAACCAUCUCUCAGCGGGUUGAAGAGUUCGACUUUGCGACAGGAGAAGGUAAUGUCUGAAGUUGAUUCCCUUAUUGCAGAUCGGUUAGCAUCAUGGAAGAAAAACUCCAAUCGAGAGAAGCCGUCGACACCGGAAUCAGCUCGACCUGACUGUGAAGGCAAGUUUAGAAAUAGUAAAAUAUCCCGGAAGGAUUCUCAGGAACGGGACGAUGCAGCUGCAGCCGCCGAAGUGAUGCUGUCAAGAGAUUACAACCAGAACAGCACACCUUCGAGGCAACACAGUACUGGCACCCCUGUUCCCAGAGUAUCAUGGGGCUAUUGGGGUGAUCAGCCAGCUGCUGUCGAAGAUUCGUAUAUGGUGAUCUGUAGAAUAUGUGAAGAGGAAGUUCCUACUCUUACUUUGGAAGAGCAUUCAAGAGUCUGUGCAUUUGCCGACAGGUGUGACCACAAAUCCCAGAGUAUAGAUGAGCGGCUCCGGAGACUGGCUGAAACUCUGGAGAAAAUGCUCGAUAGUUAUACACCAAAAGCCUCUAAUGUUGCUUCUGGCGGAAGUCCCGAGCCAGGGAGGCCUUUUACUGUAACUGCAGGAGAUGUUUUUGAUGGCUUUUAUGACAAGUCAGGAAGUCUCAAUCGCAAAGGCUCUGAAGAUAUGCUGGAAGACCUGCACGAGAUAGAUGCUGCCAGCAUUGAUGAUCCGAAAGGGAGUUUCAACGCCAUCAGCUGCAAAACCCGUUUUGGACCGAAAUCUGAGUUUGGUGUAGCCUCUUCGUCAGGAGGUAGCGUGACUCCUCGCUCACCUAUUGCGACCCCGAGGGCCACCUCUCAGUUCGAUCAAUGGUUGCCGGAACGAAGUAGUUUGGUUGAGCCAGGAGAUCCUGUACAGAUGAACGAGCUAGCGGACAUUGCCCGUUGUAUUGCGAAAUCAGAUCCAGCGGACGCUUAUUCUCCAGCGUACUUAAUCUCCUGCAUGCAGGAUUUAGCUGAAGUUCUUCAGCAGAAUAAAGUUGCGGCACUGACAGUGGACACGUUUGGAAAGCGUAUUCAAAAAUUGCUGAGGGAGAAGUACCAGUUGGUGUGUGAUAUGGUUGAACAAAAUAGUCUCGACACAUCAAGCAAUGUUCUCGACGACGAUGGUCCCAUGGAAGACGAUGGAUUUCCAAGUGAUAAGUCUACCCCAGUGCACCCUUCAGCUUACAAGGAUCGAACAACAAUAGAUGAUUUUGAAAUAAUAAAGCCAAUAAGUCGUGGUGCCUUUGGGAGGGUGUUUCUUGCAAGGAAAAGGACUACCGGUGAUCUUUUUGCUAUAAAGGUUCUAAGAAAGGUGGACAUGAUUCGCAAGAAUGCAGUGGAAAGUGUGCAAGCCGAGAGAAACAUCCUCAUAUCAGCUAGGAAUCCCUUUGUGGUGCGUUUCUUUUAUUCAUUCACCUGCAAGGAUAACCUCUAUCUAGUGAUGGAAUAUCUAAAUGGUGGGGACCUUUACUCCAUGAUGAGAGCUUUUGUAUGUCUGGACGAGGAUGUGGCUCGUGUGUAUAUCGCGGAGUUGGUUCUGGCUCUUGAGUACCUUCACUCCCUGGGUGUAGUCCACCGUGACUUGAAACCGGAUAACCUUUUGAUCGCCCACGACGGACAUAUUAAGCUAACAGAUUUUGGGCUCUCAAGAGUUGGUCUUAUUAACAGUACUGAUGACCUAUCCGGGCCAGCUGCGAGUGGAAUUCAUGUGGAAGAGUCGUGGCAGGCUGCUGAAGAACAUGCAAAGCAACGAGAAAGGAGGCAGCAACAAUCAGCAGUGGGAACUCCGGACUACCUGGCUCCUGAAAUUUUGCUUGGAACUGGUCAUGGCACUACUGCUGAUUGGUGGUCCACGGGAGUUAUUCUGUUUGAGUUUCUCACUGGCAUACCACCUUUCAACGCAGAGCACCCGCAGGUAAUUUUUGACAAUAUUCUCAAUCGAAAAAUACCUUGGCCUCACGUGCCCGAAGAAAUGUCGUACGAGGCGCAAGAUCUGAUAGAUCGUCUUCUGAGAGAGGAUCCAAAUGAGCGUCUUGGAGCUAAGGGUGCUGCUGAGGUUAAAGCACAUCCUUUCUUCAAAGACAUCAAUUGGGAUACUCUGGCCCGACAAAAAGCAGCGUUUGUUCCGAGCCCCGAUACUGCGCAUGACACGAGUUAUUUUACGUCACGACACUCAUGGAAUCAAAUAGAUGCACGUGUUUUCCCCGAACAAGAGGGAGAUUCUUCUGAUUAUGAUUGUAGUGGUAGUAGUGGAAGCAGCAGUUCUAUGGAUACGAGGCGAGAGGAAGGGAUAGACGAAUGUCGUGAAAUGCCAUUUAUGGAAACAUCUGCUGGUGUUCAGCAAUUUACGUUCAGCAAUUUUUCUUUCAAGAAUUUAUCACAGCUUGCAUCAAUCAACUAUGAUCUUCUUUUACAAACUGAAAGGAAUUCUCCGAAGGGCCCAAGUUGAAUGUGGUUGCUGGACCAGUAUUCUUCGUUUUUUGGAUCCUUGGUGUCGAUCCGAGGAAGGCCAUUUAAUGGAGCAACCUGGCAGCAAACGCAUGGUCAAUCCUGUGGGUGGCCUUCUGAAUCACAUGUACUAUAUGUAAUAUGUAACCCAAUUAUUGAAGUCAUUUUUAACCUUGUCACUCUUAAUUAUGCUAGUCGUCAGUCACUUGAAAGGAGUAAUCGAUCUUGUCAGGCUCAUUGAAAUGUUCGGAAUUAGUUUGUGCUCUGCUUGUUUCUUCUUUACUGAUAAUGAGACUUGAAAUCAUCCCUGGGACCCGUACGUUUCAUGUCAAACCUCUCUGGCCUAAGAACGUUAUGAAGUCUUAUCUGUUGCUUAUUCAAGAGGGCCCAGAUCCCAUGGUUGACUCUGGAGGCAGGUGGGAUCAGAAGACCUUGUGUUCGUCCAGUGUUCUUGGUCAGAGCCACAUUUGUGGGGAGAUGCCGCCAGAUGUAUCAUUUGUCAUUCGAGUUUAGAUUUGUAGGUCUGUCCGUGAUCAUGUAGGAAGGGGUGUGACCUUUGCACACCAUGGACUCUCGUUUGUGGUUGCUACAUGAUCAUGUAGUAACCCUUUACAGCAGCCUGAGUGUGGGCUUUACUUCAUAGUAUGCUUUAGUUUGAAUGAAUGUAUGGCUCCUCCAUUAACUAACUUCUACGUGGAGGAGUAUUCUGAUCUGAUGAGGAAGUUUAAAUGUCAUGGAGCAAGGUU